Molecule: messenger RNA, 669 nt
Organism: Melanaphis sacchari
Lineage: Eukaryota; Metazoa; Arthropoda; Insecta; Hemiptera; Aphididae
Product: zinc finger MYM-type protein 1-like
Exons: 1
Coding region: 1-669 (222 amino acids)
Source: RefSeq, a predicted model, not a curated record
AUGUUUGAUUACACGCCAGAUGUGUCAAGAACAGAGCAAAUGAGUCAAGUUAUUAGAUACGUUCGUGUCACUGGUAGUAAAGUAAUUGUAGAAGAAAGUUUCUUAGGCUUUAUAGAAUCUCAUGAAAAAACUGGUAGUGGUUUGACUACUGAAAUAUUACAUCAGAUAUCUCAAGAUGGUUUGGAUAUUAAUAAUUGUAGGGGCCAAGCAUAUGACAACGGAUCAAAUAUGGCAGGGAAGUAUAAUGGGGUUCAAGCAAAAAUUUUAGAAAAAAAUAACUUAGCAACAUUUAUACCUUGUACAGCACAUUGUUUAAAUUUAGCAGGUGUAAAUGCUGUAGGAUCAAAUAAACAAAUGCAACUAUUGUUCGGUAAAAUUCAACAACUAUUUAAUUUUUUUUCUGGUUCUACUUUACGUUGGGAAAUAUUGAUGAAAUCAUUGAAAGUAACUCUUAAACCAUUUUCCGAUACUAGAUGGUCCUCUAAAGCUGCUGCAGUAAAAGUCCUUUACAAACAAUUAUCUGAAGUGAAAUGUGCUUUGAUUAAUAUUAUUGAAAAUGGAAAUCUUGAUUCAAAACCUAUUGCGAAAAAUUUACUUAAUUUAGUGGAUCACGAAUUUAUUUGCUUAUUAACGGUUUGGAAUUAUGUACCUAUUUUUUAUUACAUAUAA